AGGUCCCGCGCAUGCGCAGCGGCGCGCUCCGACGAAAUUCGAAUGCGCCGCGAGGACGCGCGCGCGCGCGCCGCCACACCGAAGCGUAGACGUCGAAAACCGAUCAGCGAUCCCGAUCGUCGCCCGUAGGUGAUUCGUAUUCGAUUCAGGUACGCCCGAUUUGAGCGAUUGUGUUAAAUCGAGGAACGAUCAGAACGUCAUUAGCGUCACGCUGUGAGAAUUCGGAAAAGUAGGUUCGAAUUUGCGAUUUAACAGUGAUUACGUCAUGGAUUAAAACGAACUCGCAAUUUUGCAAAUAAUCGGAGGUCACGUGACUCGGCCUACUUUUCAGAUAACAAUAAGUGAAUCAUUUUACACCGCGGCAUUGAACUUCCGGCAUGGCGAUUACCACGGACAUCAAAUUGUCGCGAUGCAACGGUCAACCGUGGGGCAUUCGGUUCUCCGGAGGUGUAGACUUUGCGUUUCCCUUAACCGCUGUUAAGACGCGAAGAAUGUGCCACAAUUAUGCAGCCACAAAGAACAGACUUAUCAAUACUCGCUCAACUGAAAAACUCCAACUCGAAAAAAUACUCUAAUUUAGAAACUCAAGCAUGCAUUCAAACUGUCUCAAAUGGAAUAGACAACAAAAACAAAACAAAACACUUGACGAACAACUGUGUUAUCGUGGCGAUCGGGAGUCUCGCCCAUACAGCUGGCUUGCAAGCGGGUGAUAUAAUUGUCAGGCUGAAUGGGGAGCCAAUAAGUCAACUCACACACGCGCAGGCCCACAAUAAGCUCGUCAGCGCCGGCGACGACGUCGUUCUAUCUGUCAUGCGAAGUCACGAGAUCGCGCAACGGCAACAGUAAUUACGCCCUUCCUUCGAUGGAUCGCGUUUCCCCACGAGUUUAAUCGAGCUUCAGCACUUUCCGACGUGCGACGUCAACCUUCCGCGAGUGAAAGAUAUCGACGUACGCCGCGUGAAUGCGAUCCGAGCAGAGAAACGAGUAGACAAUGCGAAUGGACGACACGUUGUAACAGAAGAGGCUGGAAUAAAAUGAUGGGAAAAAACAAAA
Ooceraea biroi (clonal raider ant) is the source of this 1053-nucleotide messenger RNA. RefSeq names its product PDZ and LIM domain protein 4. Gene Ontology annotation, biological process: muscle structure development; actin cytoskeleton organization. Gene Ontology annotation, cellular component: stress fiber; Z disc; filamentous actin. Gene Ontology annotation, molecular function: actin binding; muscle alpha-actinin binding. NCBI's taxonomy places the organism in Eukaryota, Metazoa, Arthropoda, Insecta, Hymenoptera, Formicidae. The record is from RefSeq and is a predicted model, not a curated record.